AAUGUCUCCAUGCAUUUUCCCAUUUUGGUCCUCCAGAUUUUUAAAGUCAGCACCCCUGUCUCUUCAGACCAGUAAAACUAAACAAUGGUGAAAGAGAAAGAAGUUGAAUUGAUCGGCCAGAUUCUGGUGAACCCCAAACAAUCCUUGAAGGCACGCUUCCGCGCCCUUUUCACCUUACGUAAUUUGGGGGGUCCAGCUGCGAUUGAGUGGAUCAGCCGAGCCUUUGAAGAUGACUCGGCUCUCCUGAAGCAUGAGCUGGCAUACUGCCUUGGUCAGAUGCAGGACGAGAGGGCCAUCCCAGUCCUCAUUGAUGUGCUCCAGAACACAUGUCAGGAACCCAUGGUGCGACAUGAAGCAGGUGAAGCUCUUGGUGCCAUUGGAAAUCCAAAAGUACUUGAUAUAUUGAAACAAUAUUCUGAAGAUCCUGUUGUUGAGGUAGCAGAGACCUGUCAGCUGGCUGUGAAGAGGCUGGAAUGGUUUCAGGAGCACAAGGCAAAUUCUGCCGUCAACCCUUACCACUCUGUGGAUCCAGCACCUCCCGCGGAGGAGAAAGACGUGGGGAAGCUGAGGCUCACCUUGCUGGAUGAGUCACAGUCACUCUUUGAGCGCUAUCAAGCUAUGUUUGCAUUACGGAACAUUGGAGGAGAAGCUGCUGUUCUGGCACUUGCUGAUGGCCUCCAAUGUGGCAGUGCCCUCUUCCGCCAUGAGAUUGCCUACGUGCUGGGCCAGAUGCAGCAGGAGGCCAGCAUUCCACAGCUGACGGCAUCCUUGGAGAAUGUGGCAGAGAAUGCCAUGGUGCGCCACGAGUGUGCCGAGGCUUUGGGUUCCAUUGCUAAGGAGUCCUGCCUGACCACCCUGGAGGAGUUUGCCAAGGAUGAAGAGCGGGUCGUCCGGGAGAGCUGCGAGGUGGCGCUGGACAUGUACGAUUAUGAGAACAGCACUGAUUUCCAGUAUGCUGACAGUCUGAGCAAACUGAAGGCCUUCAGCUGAAGAAGCAGGACUUCUCUCAGCCGGCCUCCCACACUUUUAUUGGCCAUUUCAGUGUCAUUUGUUCUCUGUGGUUUCCAUAAGAGUGCCGGAAGGAGACCAUGUGGACGAAACCUUCAAGCCUCUGUCAUUAAUUUAUUUUUUUUCUUUGGUUCUGUUUGGUGGAAGGGGAAACACAGCUGUUAUCAAGGACUUAGAAUUAUAUUGAUAAUGGAAAUGCUUUGCAGGGGAAAAAAACCACCCUUUUCUUGUGAAAAGUAGUUGCCAUUUUUAUUAGCUACCCUUAAAAGAGCUCUUCCUCACCAUAUGAGCUAACCCCGCACGACUUGUAAAGCACAAAGACAGGCAAAGCCCAAUUCUGUCUCAGGUGAAUCAUAGAAUCAUAUGGUUGGAAGCGACCUUGGAGAUCUUCUAGUCCAACCCCCUGUCCUAGGCAGAGUCCUUAAUCCAUGUUGGACGAAUAGUUGUCAAUUUUUUUUCUUGAAAACCACCAGCAAUGGAGCACCAACAACAGGCAGGCUGUUACACAAUUGUUCUGCCAGGAACUUUCUCCUUAGUUCCACUGAUUAGUUCUGGUGAUCCAGUGAUUGUGGAAAUAAACAAGUAGAAACAACCGUGGAGGGAUUGUCCCUCAAUAUGGUCCCAAACUAUGAAGGGCUUUAAAGGUGACAACCAGCACCAGAAUCAUAUUGGCAAGCAGUGCAGCUCACCAAUAGCAAUGUUACAUGUGCCAAACAAACAUCACCCUUUACUAUCUGUACUGCUAUGUUCUGCACCAGCUGAAGCUUCUGAAUGCUCUUCAAAGGUAGCCCCACGUAGAGUGCAUUGCAGUAAUGCUUACUGGAUUGAUCACUAUCGCAAAGAAUAAGACUGAACUUAGGUUAGAAACUGAACUUUCAAAUUUAGAACAAGGCUUUUCUGUUCCAUUGCAAAAGAUAAAAUAUUUUCUCCUGAGAUCUACUUGGGUGUUGGGCAAAGCUUCAGGGAAUUAAGCUCCAUGUUUGAACUAUUUUUCUUAAACUCAGUUCCUGUGGGGAUGGAAGUUUCACUUACAAUUACAAGCUGGGAAGGGGUUUCCCUGCAUCUGAUUUAUUUCCUCAGGCAUUCAUUUGGAGCCAUGAGUUAAUUUACCAGUUUAGUGGGCUUUGAAUUUAUUUUUACUAAGCAAAGAUAAAAAUCCUAUAUUCUUUAAAUGGGCUAAUUCCACACACAUACACAGAUGCAUCUAAUUCUUGAGCUGAAUUACACUAGUUUUAUUGGUUUUACUCCUUAAUUUGACACGCAGACACGAACCUUUGGCAAUGUGCAUUUUGCUGCAUAUAGUCAAAAUUGGGAUGUGCCCCAUUGGCAGAAGAAACCCAGUGCUUUCAGUUAAGUAGAUUAGAUCUUCAAGAUCAAACUAAUGGGAACACAGUGGAUUUCCUGCAGGGCAUGGAAAAUGCGUCCUUUAGCUCCAUGACAUGAGCUGAUAAAACUCUUCAAAGGAGAUAAACUAAAUGACACUCCCGCUGGCCUGGAUGAAUGGACUAUGGAAGAUUUGGGGAAUUUGGAGGGAUGUUUUUGCCUCCCUUCAAUGGACCAGCCUUUCAUUUUCCUUUUAGAGUUGUUUUGUAUUUAUUGUUUUAAAUUUGAAAAGCCAUCCAGAGUUGUUUUGUAGCCUAUAAUUUAGGUGAUAAACUCGUCAAAGUCCUCUUUUUCCUUAUUGUACAGAUAUGCAUUGACCACAGUGGGGAAAAUAAAAUAAGACAAAACAAUGUGUCUAACCAUCU
Molecule: messenger RNA, 2756 nt
Organism: Thamnophis sirtalis
Lineage: Eukaryota; Metazoa; Chordata; Lepidosauria; Squamata; Natricidae
Gene: DOHH
Product: deoxyhypusine hydroxylase
Biological process (GO): peptidyl-hypusine biosynthetic process
Molecular function (GO): deoxyhypusine monooxygenase activity
Source: RefSeq, a predicted model, not a curated record